CAGGUAGACAUGGCGGGUAUUAGCUUACGUGAAUGACGGCAAAAAGUGAUAUUGUCUUUCGAAGAGUGUUUCGUGGGUGAUUUCGUGGCGUGAGAAUAGAAUAAAAAAAAAAUUGGUGGCAUAUGAUUCAUCCGACAGGUAAAAAUGCAGAAUGUAACAACUGCGGAUAGUAACCAGAAACAUAAAACACAGAACGAGAAAGCAUUGAGUGUUCACCACGACAUUGGGAAGACGUCGUCAACUCCCCAAUCUUCCAUCUCCAGUCCAACAAAGUCGAACGAGACUUUCUCGGAAUUGCAACCCCGCUUUAUGACAGAUUCGUCCGAGAGUGAGGAGGAUAGUGUUUCGGAGGUGGAGUGUUUUGCAAUAGAUCAAGCAGAAUUAGAAGAAGAUAAUCAUCCGGAGAGUUCAAAGUUUUUACUUGCUCCUGAAGAUCCUGAACGAUCAGUGGAUCCUGAGACACAAGCGCGUUUAGAGGCACUUCUCGAGGCAGCCGGAAUUGGAAAAUUGUCAUCCGGUGAUGGAAAGCAUUUGGCCGAUCACGAGGUAUUACGUCGACUGACAUCUAGUGUUUCUUGUGCAUUAGACGAAGCGGCAGCGGCAUUAACUCGUAUGAGAAGCGACAACCCCCGCAGUCAAAACGAGAAACGCUCUCUGGUUGAAGCUUGCACUGACGGAGACGUUGGCACUGUUAAAAAGCUCUUGACUGAGGGUCGAAGUGUUCACGAAACAACGGAAGAGGGAGAAAGUUUACUCUCUCUCGCCUGUUCCGCUGGAUAUUACGAACUUGCACAGGUAUUACUAGCAAUGAGUGCGAACGUUGAAGAUCGUGGCAUCAAGGGGGAUUGCACCCCUUUGAUGGAAGCUGCCAGCGCAGGCCAUGCGGAUAUAGUGAGAUUACUUAUAGCUCAUGGGGCAGAUGUCAAUGCUCAAUCAACAUCAGGCAACACACCUCUGAUGUACGCUUGCGCUGGCGGCCAUGAAGAAGUCGUGAGAGCACUACUUGAGGCAGGUGCGAAUGUCGAGGAUCAUAAUGAAAAUGGUCAUACACCUUUGAUGGAAGCGGCCAGUGCGGGUCAUGUCCCAGUUGCCAAGAUCUUGUUGGAACAUGGAGCAGGCAUUAAUACUCAUUCGAAUGAAUUCAAAGAGUCCGCGUUGACACUGGCUUGUUAUAAAGGGCAUUUAGACAUGGUUCGAUUCUUACUUGAUGCAGGCGCUGAUCAGGAACACAAAACUGAUGAAAUGCACACUGCUCUCAUGGAAGCUUCGAUGGAUGGUCACGUAGAAGUAGCACGACUACUGCUGGAUUCGGGCGCACAGGUGAACAUGCCGACUGACAGCUUCGAAUCUCCCCUGACCCUGGCAGCGUGCGGGGGUCACGUGGACCUGGCGAUGCUUUUGAUUGAAAGAGGAGCGAAUAUCGAGGAAGUCAAUGAUGAAGGGUACACGCCUCUGAUGGAAGCUGCGCGGGAAGGACAUGAAGAAAUGGUAGCCUUGCUUCUAAGUCAAGGUAAUAGUGCAAGAUCGCUAAUUAACACACAAACGGAAGAGACGCAAGAAACUGCCCUCACGCUGGCUUGUUGCGGUGGAUUUCUGGAGGUCGCUGACUUCCUCAUAAAAGCUGGCGCCGACAUUGAGUUGGGAGCGUCAACGCCGCUAAUGGAGGCCGCUCAGGAGGGGCAUUUGGAUCUAGUUCGUUAUUUACUUGAGUCGGGAGCUGAUGUUCAUGCCCAAACGCAGACUGGUGACACUGCACUUACUUAUGCCUGUGAAAAUGGUCACACCGAUGUAGCUGAUCUUCUUCUACAAUUUGGCGCAGAUAUGGAACAUGAAUCUGAAGGCGGUAGAACACCGUUAAUGAAAGCCUGUCGAGCUGGCCAUCUUUGUACCGUACAAUUCCUUAUAUCCAAAAGAGCUGACGUUAAUCGUCAAACUACAAACAAUGACCACACUCCCCUGUCUUUGGCCUGUGCCGGUGGACAUUUAGCAGUUGUGGAAUUAUUGCUUGCACAAUCUGCUGAUCCAUUCCACAAAUUAAAGGACAAUUCAACAAUGCUGAUAGAAGCUGCUAAAGGCGGCCACACAAAUGUCGUACAGUUGCUACUGGAUUAUCCUCACAGCAUCAUGAUGACAACACCUCAUUGUAACGCUGGACCAAAUAUGCUGAUGCAGCAGCAGCAACAACAACAACAGCAGCAGCAACAACAGCAACAGCAGCAAUUGCAACAGCAACUGCAGAGUGUUUCGCAUCAGCAGCAAGUGCCCCUUCAACAGCCACCCUCAACUCAACAGCAACAGCAGCAGCAACAAGCCUCCGAACAAACGCAAACUCAAAAUAUUCAACCAAAACACAACACGCAAAAGUCUCUAUUGAGAAAGAAUCGAUCUGUCACCAUGAUGCCGGACAUGAGUCUUACAUCGGCUGAAGCGCAGCAGGUUCGCACUCAACCCGCAGGCGAGUCCGUUGCGCCCACCAAGGAUGAUACCAACAUUCUAGACAAGGGAAGUGGAGGCUUCGCUGCUCUAUGCGAACCCAACAUUAGCCUUAGUCCAGCUCCCACUUCAACCAUAACACCCACCACUUCUGAUUGCCGAAAAACCACCACCUGCACUCGUCAAGAACAAAUUCUUCACAAGCAACAAAUUGUAGAUGAGGAGAUGCAGGUAUUGCAGAGGUUAGAACGAGAACUUCAGAGAAAAGGAGCAAGCCACUUGUUUAAUUUAAAUAAUUCCGGUGCGACUGCAGAAUCAAUUGCAGGGUCACAACCUAUGCAGCAAUCUCUUCAACAACAACAGCUGCAGCAGCAGGACAGUGUUGAUUCAAAAUCAUUAUUAACCAGCACGCUUAACAUUGAUUUACCUGCCCAAGCAAAUGCUUCUGCUCAUGGCGGUGUGCCGGGACUAUUCCAAACGCCGGAGAAUAAUAGACAUCUGAUUGGUUUCUACGAUGGCUACAUAAGCGGACUGGAAUCGGCAAAGAAGAGACUUAUGAAGGAGGGAAUGCAAGAUGGACAACAGCCAUUGUCACUGACAUCUUCUCUGGCUGACACUUUUCCUGCGGCAAAUAAUUUUGCCACUUCGCCUCCCAUGUCUCUUGCCAGCGUGCCUGUGAGCGCGACCACCGCUCUAAUCACUCCCAGUGCAUCGGCAACAACCACUCCAACAUCUCCGAUCAUCUCGAGUCCUCCGGCCGCCGUGACAAUCUCCCAGCCCAUCACAGCCAGUAGCGACGUCAGUCAGAACACCGCCAUUAGCGAUCGUCCAAAAGCAAAGCCCGUUUCUAAAAAGGAGGGCAAAAACAUUCGAAAAGUUGGCAACACCCUGAGCGCAAAAUUGCAGCAGCAACAGGCGACUCUCAUGGCUGGCUUGCAACAGCAGUACCAACAGAAACAACGUCAACACACCUAUCAAGUUCAGCAGGUUCAUCAGCUUCAGCAGCUCAAUCAACAACUGCAGUUGCAACUCGAUCAAGUACAACAACCACCGCAAGAGAAUCUUGGAGAACACAUGGACUCGGAAAUUGCGAGACUGCAUAGAGAUGGAUCGUGUCCAUUUUUUUCUGCUCCGAAAACGCAAAAAUCCCUUGGUGUCGAGGAUGGUAUUUUCAAAUUGGAUGAUGGUACACAGAUUCCUAUUGAGGAUGCCGUCGAUAUCAUAAGAUCGAUUAGCUUGGAUGAAGCGUCAAAUGCAGCAGCAGCAGCAGUGGCAGGAGCGGACGACCCGUCGAAGCUUGACAUGAAGAAGUUGGAAAUUUCGGGAAAGAGUCAACAACAACUCGGGCAGGUUGUGUCGCAAUCCAACAACCUUCACCCCUCUCGUGAUUAUUUCACAGCUCCAGUACCGUCAGUACCUUCCGUACCAACCGUUCCAUCGGCGAGUAUGCCGCUUUCGUCCCUGCAAGUGACAACGGCAGGAGUCCAGAUACAAGCCGACGUGUCCACGGGGUUGCAGAUCACACCCACGCAGCCCAUCCCUAGAAGCGUGAUCAGUGCCUUCGAGGCCGGUCUCAAUUUAGGAAUGCAGACGUGCAUCAGCGAGGAGAACUUCCAGUCCUCAUUGCUCUUGCAAUCUCAGCUGACAUUUCCAGCGCAAGCAUUGCCUGCAGUUUCUGGAACAACUGCCAUUGUCGACAGUUCACCACAGGUUGGCAAUAAUGCCGUUCAAUCAACAGCCUGCAACAUCAAUCAGGUUCAAGUGUCAACGCAAACUCAAACGCCAUCUUCGUCCGCAACUUCCACUGCAGUUGGGCCCGACAGGAAACAAGUUUACACAGCUCCCGCUGCCAAUAAGGGGAAGAAGGGUCGAUAUCCACUUAUCUCUCAACAGCAAAACGCUGCCACUUCUCAGCAACAGUCCGCUAAUUUCCCCGUUCAAACCUUCCAAUUGGAUCCAACAGCUGUUGCUGGACAAUAUACUACUGGUGUUCCAACUGUUGGAGGCUACACAGCGAAUCAAGUACCACCAGCGCCAUUUUCCUGCAUGGACGUGGAUUCUGAAACGGACAGUAAUCACGACACUGCUCUGACUUUGGCUUGUGCCGGUGGACACGAAGAUCUCGUUGAACUGUUGUUAAGUCGAGGAGCUGAUAUCGAGCAUCGCGACAAGAAAGGGUUUACACCAUUGAUAUUAGCAGCAACCGCCGGUCAUCAAAAGGUUGUCGAGAUUCUCCUGAAUCACGGGGCGGAAAUUGAAGCCCAGUCCGAACGAACAAAAGACACGCCAUUGUCGCUUGCCUGCAGUGGAGGCAGAUACGAAGUAGUCGAACUCUUGCUGAAUCGCGCUGCCAAUAAGGAGCACCGCAACGUUUCCGACUACACUCCACUUAGUCUCGCGGCGUCCGGUGGCUAUGUUAAUAUCAUCAAACUACUUCUCAGUCACGGCGCCGAGAUCAACUCCCGAACAGGCUCAAAACUGGGCAUUUCUCCACUCAUGCUCGCCGCUAUGAAUGGCCAUACAGCUGCUGUUAAAUUGCUUCUUGACAUGGGAAGUGAUAUCAAUGCUCAAAUUGAAACCAACAGAAACACGGCAUUGACUCUUGCCUGCUUUCAAGGAAGACACGAAGUUGUCAGUCUUUUACUCGAUCGCAAGGCAAACGUCGAGCACCGAGCUAAGACUGGAUUAACUCCCCUGAUGGAAGCUGCGAGCGGUGGUUAUGUCGAAGUGGGCAGAGUUUUGCUGAAUAAAGGAGCCGAUGUGAAUGCCACACCUGUUCCUUCUUCACGCGACACUGCUUUGACAAUAGCCGCUGACAAGGGCCACUGUCGAUUCGUCGAAUUACUCUUAUCUAAGGGCACUCAAGUCGAGGUGAAGAAUAAGAAAGGAAACAGUCCUUUGUGGCUCGCUGCGAAUGGUGGACAUCUCAAUGUAGUGGACUUACUUUAUCAUGCUGGCGCAGACAUUGAUUCACAAGAUAAUCGAAAGGUUUCAUGUCUAAUGGCCGCCUUCCGAAAGGGACAUAUAAAAGUAGUGAAAUGGAUGGUUAGUCAUGUGACACAAUUCCCCAGUGAUCAAGAAAUGACGAGGUACAUUGCGACUGUCAAUGACAAGGAGUUGCUGGAGAAAUGUCAAGAGUGUGUGAAAAUAAUUCGCGCGGCGAAAGAGACCCAAGCAGCGAAGGCGAAUAAGAAUGCGACAAUACUUUUGGAGGAACUCGAUAUGGAGAAGACGAGAGAGGAGUCGAAGAAAGCGGCAGCGGCACGCAGAAGAGAGAGGAAAAAGAAGAAGAAACUCGAGAAGAAGGAAGAGAAGCGAAAACUGCACGAGGAGAAUAAGAAAAAUGAAACCAUUUUCGAGGAUAAAGAGGAUAAUGGGAAGAAGUCUGGCGACGAAGAUGGAGACCGAGGAGAAGACAGCGAGCACGAGGAAGCUGACAACAACGAAAGAAUGGAUAAUGUACCUUCGCCGAUAAACAGGAGUCCCGAGGAUCCCGACAAGGAAGAGGGUGACAGUGGAAUCGAUGCCAACAGUCAGGGAAGCUGUAGCAGCAACGAUGUGAAAGCGAGGGAGAAGAAGAAGGAAAAGAAGAAGAAGAAGAGUAGUAGUCCCAGUGUUAAUGAGAAAGACACUUCACCGCACCGACCACCAAAAACUGUUUUACCCAGUAGUAGUAGUUCAAGUUUACCGCAAUCAACAAUUUCGCCGAGCAAGUCCCAAACUUCCAUUUCCGAAAAGGCAACGCUUGUUUAUUACAGACGAAAUCCGCCGACAACUGCGAGCGGAGUCACUGGACCAUCGUCGUCGUCGUCGUCGUCGUCCUCCGCCUCCAACGUCAGGUCCUCGUCGACCGUCAACGCGAACGGCUCCAAUGAUCGAAAGCUCAAAAUCCAACUGGUUUUCGAGGCGUCGAGGCAUCCUGCAGACAGGGAGGACUUCGAGGCCACCGGAAAUGAGACCUACAUGCCGGGCAAGGGCAAGAAGGUCUUCAACAACCAGUUCGAGGGAGAGGCUUUAAACACAUCCACUAAAUCGAAUUCAUCAACGAGUCCGAAACAAGGGGGGAAACGCGAAGAAGGCUGGAAGGAGGUCGUACGAAAGGGUCAGUCGGAUGAUUCCGGUAGAUUUAUGAAUUCCCCACAUAGAUCGAAAAAGAUAACGGUCCCACCAAAUGCAAUUAGUCGAGUAAUUGGUAGAGGCGGCAGUAAUAUCAAUGCCAUUAGAGGUGCAACUGGAGCACACAUAGAAGUUGAAAAGCAAAGCAAAUCUCAAGGAGAGAGGAUUAUUACCAUCAAGGGUUCGGCAGAUGCAACCAAACAAGCUCAUAGUUUAAUUACCGCUUUAAUUAAGGAUCCAGACGUGGAUAUUCAGCAAAUGCUUCCAAAAUCAAAACUUACCGUCGUUAUGUCGUCCACUUGGGACAAAACUGUUCCUCCAGUUGCCGCAACCAAAAGCAAAGUCGGUGGUGUUGUGAGCAAACCUCCUAGUCUUGUUACAAGUGCUUCGAGUUCUCAAGUGAACAAAGGUUACUCAGGAAUACCAACGUCUGGGGUCAAUCCGUUGCUUCCUCUCCGCUCAUCAUCAGCAAUCAAACUCUCUGGCGCUUUUCCCACACCUAUACCGAGGGCCACAGCACCGAGAUUAGUUGCCGCGGCGGAGAAACGAGCGCAAGCAGUGGCUGCCGCUCAAUUGUCAUCAGCGGCGGCAAACACGAAGACGACCAUGUCCUAUACGAGCGCAAUAAUGACGGCCGGACGAGCGACGAAAAUCGUCACAACCAGUACAUCGCAAACAUUUGCCGCGAAACUUUCUGAAAUCACUGCCCCGACUCAUUCAACAACCACAGUCAUGCAAUCAGCUCACAGUGCGGGGAGCAAGCAGAAGUCGUCCCAGGCCUGCACGAUGACAAUCAUGUCGUCGACCGCGCCUGCGACUCCGCAGACCUCUCCCCUCCAAUCUGUGGCCAACAGUUCGCCCAAACACUGCCGACCACUGCCGACCUUGUCCGCACCACCGACCAUGGCGUCUCACUACUCCGCCAAGACCGGCUACGCUCCCAAUUCCUCUGGCUCGACCAUGUCCACCGUCACGAAUGGAUCCGACAUGAGCGCCUCCAACUCGGUUCGCGUCACCCCUUCGCCGCCGGCCGCUCCCGCUCCGCAGGUGCAAACCAUUCAGCCACCGCAGCACCAGAUUCGCAGUUCGACUCCCGUCGCGCCGCCGAUCCAGGAGCAGCAACAGCAGCAACAGUCGAGCACUCCUCUGGAGUACUCCCUCUUCAAUGACACCUUCUCGAAAGUGGCGCAGCAGUCGAUGUGGGGCGGUCGGGAGGAAUCUCAGAAAGGAAUGAACUUUGCGACAGUCGCCGGUGGAGGUGUUUCUGUCAACACUUCGGGCGCCUCGCCGAAGUUCAUGGAGACAGCGCCGCCCCAGGUGGACGCGUCCAAGGCGCCCGGCUACAGAGGAACGUCGAUGUGCUCCCCAGUCUCGAGCAAGUCCAACAGCAGCAGCGCCGCCCCGGGGAGUGCAAUGGCCAGCGGAGUGUCGCCCUCGGGCGCGCCGAACCCCAUCCAACCGCCGCCGCACAUCCCCUACAGCGAGCACCCGCUGCCGAACAAGGCCCCGGGCAGCCUCGCAGUGGCCCGACCGAUAAUGUCCCAGCAGAACAUGGACAUCGCGCAGUUCAACCGCCCCGUCUACCAGGGCGAGAUCGCCUCUCGAAACCCGCCGCCGCACCACGUGAUGGCCUCGAGCUCCCAGGGCAUGGACGUCAACCUCUUCAAGAGCAACGCCGCCGGCUACGAGCAUCCCAACGUCAACUCCAGCCUGCUGAAGAUGGUCCCCAACGAGGGCCAACCCGCCCACACCAUCAUCUCCUUCCACCCCCACAUGCAGAGCUUCACCCAAACCAUCGCGCCCUCCGUCACGGUCAACACCACCGUCAGCAUGUCGCGCCUCAACCCCCGCGCGCCCGACUUCUCCAGCUCCCUCCACCUCAACAACAAGCCCCAAGUGACCAUGUUCAGCGCCGGGACCGGAAUCCAUCCGAACAUGUUCACCACAGUUCCAGCGCCGCCGCCGCCCACCGCGAUGCAGUCCAACAACCUGAUGCUCGGCAACUUCCCCCUCGGCAAGUACCAGGCGCCGUCGCGCGGCACGCCCUCCAGCAACGGGCAGACGCGCUGGCCCUUCGCGCCGCCGCACAACAACUACCCACCGCAUCAGGACCCCAUGAUGGGCCAGAUCGGCUUCACGAAUCACUUGGCGAACAUGUCCGGACAGCCGGGCAACAUUGACCUGAUCACGAGUCUGGAGAAUGGCGGGUCGCCGGCCAUGUCGCCGUCGUCGCCGGGACAAAUUGCUCAAGACAUGAGUCAGAUGAAAAUGGAGGAUCGCAAGGUGCCGAGACCAAUUGGCACGGAGAGGGCUUGGAAGAAUUAUUCGACUGGCAUGGGACCCGGGGGCGAUGCCGACUCCAUAAAUUGGAUGCUGAAUGAGAAAAUGGUCAGCUCUUGGACUGGCUUGAACCCGGGGAUAGACAGGCAUCAGAUGUUCCGGUCAAACACGUCAUUUAACCGCACUUCCAACAUGGACACUGAUUUGCAUCAGAUGAUGGACUCGAAUUUUCAGACUCAUUUAGAUAAUCAACAGCAAUUCCCCAACGGAAAUACAGCUGCAGUUUCCUUGAUGCCAAAUUUGUCGAUGUUGCCAGGACAAUAUACAUCCUCGGGAAUAUCGGAAAUUCAGCCCAAUGAAUCUGCUAAAAUGGAAUCUCCAGCUUGGGGAAUUUCUGACUCUGUUCAAGAUAAGCAACACCCGGGAUGGAAUAAGUGGACUCAUUGAGCUGCAAGAAAUCUUUCUGCUGAUAGAGCUUUCCUAGAGUUACAUGAACCAAGAGGGAAGAAAAGAAGACGACUAUGAAUAUGGAAUGCAAAGUAGUAGUAGUAGACGAAACUGGCCCCUUGCAAAUUCGUUGAUUUUUAACACCACGUAAAUUAAAAUACUACUUCAACACUUGAAUUCACUUACACACUCAUACACACACCCCAAUAAUACUUGUCAUUGUAGAUGAUAAGAUGGUAAAUCCUUAUUGCUAUUAUCUAUAAAUACUUACUCGAUACCGAUAUUAAGUGGAUAUGGUGCGCGGACACUACUACAAUUUAAAAAAAAAAUGAUAAAAAAAAGAAAAGAAAAAUUACGAGCACAUCUUUUGCUACGGCGAUUCUUAACCGUUGGUAGUUGCAUAGCCUCCGUCAUUCUUGAAUUAGUAAACAAAGAAGCUGAUUGAUUCGUCCUCACUGUGAACAAUCAAUCAACUUCUUUGUCUGAUUCAAUUAUUUCUUUGUGACGCGUCGCAUUUUUUCGUUUAUCUGAUUAUAAAUGUUUAUGCAACGACAUUCAAUCGAUUAACGUUCCAAAAAAACGUAAUCACAUUCGUAAUUUUUGCGAGUUAUUUAUGUUGAAAGUACAUAUUAUCUAUUAUUAUCCUCUACAGUUAUUAUAAUUAUUGAAUAUACCAAGAUUCAUGUAAAUAAGAAAUGACUGUGAAAUUUCAAUUUUUUCAAUGCCAUUAACAAAAAAAAUUAAAAUUGAAAUGUCGACCAUCCUUUCCUCUAAAAAAAAUCAUGUACCUUCCGUUUCCUUUAAAUCACACACACACACACACACACACACACACACACACACACACACACACACACACACACACACACACACACACACACACACACACACACACACACACACACACACACACACACACACACACAGACACAAAGACACAAAGACACAAAUGUUCCAAACGCUCUGAAUGGGGAAAAUAAUUUUAAAAAAAAUUUUAGAAUCUUCCGCACUGUGAAAGAAUAUCAAAAACUAUUCAGAAUGUUUGGAACGAAUAUAUAUAUAUAACUAAAUUUGAUUUAUCACUCAAUUUUAUAGGGCAUCAAAAAUCUUAUUCCAUUCUCGCAUCCUCUUUAAUCCAUUCUUCCAAAGUAAAAUUUAAAAAACUAACAAAUCCUCUAGAAUUCCCUGAGGAAACUACUACUAAAUCUUGGAGUAAAUGGCUUUUAAACUGGAGAUUGACCUCUCUUUUUGCAGAAAUGAUUGAGUUUUAAAAGGAUCUAACUGAUACACUGGGGAAAACUCAAAACGAUUUUCUUUAAACUAACGAAUAGACAUGUUUUUAGCUAGAAUUUUCUAUCGAGGUCGCAUGUGAGGACGACCAGGCUCUCUGUGGGAUAAAGAAUAACAUCAAGAAACAAAAUACAUUAAAUGAAAGAGCUAGUGAAAGUUUAAAAGUGGCCAUCGAUACCCUAAGCACAUGCAAUACCUUUAUGUAUAUCGAAAGCUAUUUGAUGAAUAAUUAUUCAUUGUUAAAAAUGGUAGUGGGCCGUCGAUACAUAAUAUAAUUAUUCUGCAUCCCUAGCGACAGUAAUAUUAUAAUAUACUAUUAUUGCUACGGUGGUAAUAUCGUUUAUGAUUAUAUUAUGGUUAUUAUUACAAGAAAAAAAAACACGUAAGUUUAGAGAAAAAAAAUGAUAUAAUAUAGAGAAUAUAUCUACUUGCAUAAAAAUCACUCUGAUCCAUGAAUGGAAUUCAGCGUGGUGAAAUAUAGAAAAUACAACAUAACUCGACAUAAUAUAUAAUAAAUAUAUAUAUAUUCGAGUGGAAAAAAAAUGAUGUUCAUUUUGAUUGAACAUUUGGGAAACUUUCUUAUUGAUGGGAGGAUUCCGGUGAGUGUUCAAUACAUUGGAACGACAAUGUCAUUGAAACUGUCCUCCAAAUGAGCCUCGAUCUAGCUCAUAAAAAUUAUAAGCGCUUUCGACCUGUAGUUUCAGGGAGCGCUUUCAUUAUUCUCGAUGAUUGUUAUAAUUUAAAGCCUAUUUUCAAAUUUGAUUUACGAUAAUAACUGCGAUAUGAUAUAUAAAACUAUUAUAUGACAUAUAACAAUAAAGCAAAUAAAUAAAUAUCUAUGUAGAAACUGAA
This is a messenger RNA of Leptopilina heterotoma, 11418 nucleotides long. RefSeq names its product ankyrin repeat domain-containing protein 17-like (gene mask). Gene Ontology annotation, cellular component: cytoplasm. The transcript has 25 exons. Bases 145 to 9276 code for a protein of 3043 amino acids. The record is from RefSeq and is a predicted model, not a curated record. Gene Ontology annotation, molecular function: RNA binding; protein binding. Gene Ontology annotation, biological process: innate immune response. NCBI's taxonomy places the organism in Eukaryota, Metazoa, Arthropoda, Insecta, Hymenoptera, Figitidae.